AUGGCGUUUAAAAGGAUCCAGUUCUUUGUCCUUGGGGCUGGCUACGCUUUUGGUGCUACGGUCAAUACCACCGAGACGACCAAAGAAUUCAUGCAGCUCGUGAUGAAGAAGAUGCUAAAGAAAAUUGCGCAAGGCGCGAAGGCAGACGUCGAGAGUGAUGAUGAAGACGGACUACGCUUGGUAACCGCAAACCAGCUUCGGUAUUACAAGAUGGAGCACGCCCAAGGUUCGUAGUUUUAUUCCUAUAUACUGUUAAUCAGCCACUAAUGUGACCAUCUCGUGUGUAUCAUUAAGAGCGACUCCAACUUUUUGCCCAAUUGAGGUGGGUUUGCGCCGUCGUCGCUGUGUUGUGUGCUGCGUAUCUCUACGCUGUUGAUGAAAACGCCUUGCGCGGCUUCGUUGAUGAUUUCACGUCGGGUAACGGAAGGAUGUGGACGGUAGCCAUCGAACGCCUAGGCUUGUGGCUGUUUUCGGUACUGGCAGUGGUCAUGCAGACGACGAAAGACAGCUACGCGAAUGUGAGAGCGACUCUCGAGAAGCGUAUUGACUACGCUGUGAUAAUCGACGUCGUUUGAGUGGCGAUGUCUACCUGCGUCAAUACUGACUGCAACAAGUCUCAAAACGCGUCCACAUUUUAGUUACCCACAGCUUAUUUAAUAACAUUCUUAAAAUAUUUUGGCAACAAG
Messenger RNA from Phytophthora infestans T30-4, 686 nucleotides. RefSeq lists its product as uncharacterized. NCBI's taxonomy places the organism in Eukaryota, Oomycota, Peronosporomycetes, Peronosporales, Peronosporaceae. Bases 1 to 234 code for a protein of 77 amino acids. The transcript has 2 exons. The record is from RefSeq and is a predicted model, not a curated record.